AUGGGCUUUAAAGUCAUCAUUGUCGGCGGCAGCGUCUCGGGCCUCUCCUUAGCUAACAUGCUGGAGAGGCUCGACGUCGACUACACCCUCCUCGAAGCAUACCCCAAUAUUGCGCCACAGGUUGGCGCGAGCAUUGGUUUACUCCCCAAUGGAUUUCGCAUCCUUGAUCAACUUGAUUGUUUUGAACCAAUCCUUGAGAUGGUUGGGGAAUACCACCUGAAGAAUAGCCUCUGCGGCCCAGAUGGCAAACCACUAGGCCCGCCUAGCAUGGCGAAUAUCCAACACCUAGAAGCCCGGCUUGGCUACCCUUCCAUCUUCAUCGACAGACAGAUGCUUCUGCAGGUUCUCUUCGACAACCUGAAGAACAAAGAUAAAGUCAUACCAGAGAAACGGGUUGAAAAGGUAGAGCUCCUCAAGGAAGGGGUGCGUGUACACACCAAAGAUGGCUCCGUAUUUGAAGGCGACAUCGUGGUCGGGGCAGACGGCAUCCAUAGCACCGUCCGGGAGGAGAUGUGGCGCAUCGGCCAUGAAGAACGACCAGGCUACUUUCCUCUUGAUGAACACUCUCGAGUACCCGUCGCGACAAAAUGCAUCUUUGGCAUCUCCAAACGCCCGAGCAACCUCCCCAUCCACAAUCAACAGAUGGUCUUCAACGAAGGCAGAAGUUACCUUAUCAUUAGCGCACCUGGCAAUCGGACCUACUGGUUCCUGUUUUCGGGCGUCGGAGACACCAAGUACGGAAAGGACAUACCAAAGUAUUCGAAGGAGGACACCGAGAAGCUGGCUCUGGAGCACUGGGAAGAUCUAGUCUUUGAGAACGUCACAUUUGGCGACGUCUACAAGAACAAGAUCAUGGCUACUUUGGUGCCACUGGAGGAGUACGUCUUUGAGAAGUGGCAUUACCAACGAAUCGUUUGUAUCGGCGAUGCUAGUCACAAGAUCGAUCCCAUCUCCGGCCAAGGAGGUAACGGCGCCCUGGAAGCUGCUGCGCUUCUCACAAAUUCCCUGACCGACAUGUUGGAAAAGAACCCCAAGUCUCAGCCGACAGAAAUCGUCGAAGCCGCCUUGGCCCAAGUCCACAUCAACCGCCACGAGCGAGCCAAGACCUUGGUAGCGAAUGCGCAUACGCUUCAGCAGGUCUUGACUGGAAGAUCGCCGUACUCCAAGAUCGUCACCAAGUACCUCGUUCCCCUGUUGGGUGAUGAAGGCUUCCUCGGCACAGCGGUCCCCAUUUGCAAAGCAAGCCACAGGGUUUACAGGCUUCCCUUGCCCCAGCGACGCCGCCUUGUGCCUUUUGACGAUGAACUCCCUGCCCGACCUAUGACAACUCAAGCAGCAUCGAGAAUGGCUCUGGUCUUGGCAUCCGCGUCUUUCGUGGCGUUGCUCUACUACUCUUGCGGUUUCACCCACUUCUCUGAGUUGAUUGGAAGCGUCAGAAUAUGGAUGUCUGGAGCAUGGGAUCUCGGCCUCGCUCAAGCAACUUCAAAUCUGACAAAGACAUCCUCGCUUGGUAGCCUUGUUGAACAGAUCCAAUUCAAGACAAGUCUCUUCUCUGCUCUAGUCAUCUGGCUUGCAGAAAAUCAUCGAUUCGGUAACAGACUUUCGGUCCUCCUAUGGCCUUCGAUUUCGGCUGCCGCGUUCAUGGCCCUCGGACCCAAAGCCGUUAUGCCACUCCUAGGUCUCGGUAUAGUCACUCGAGGCACCAACACUCUGCCUGGUAGACACGUACCAGUCAAGUACGCCAAGGCAAUUCUGCCGUCGGCCAUCGUUGGCUACGCCAUCCCCACGAUCCUCGCCAGCCUGCCAAUUCAAGACCCACAGAUCCGACAGGCCGUCGGUUUCGUUGUAUCUGCCGCUCCAGUCUUCAGCGCGGCUCUGCUUAACGGCGUUGCCUCGGCCAUACAGAAGGUGAAGGAUAUAACUUCAUUCACGAAGGCCACCAAAGACGUGAAGGAAACAGACAAGGACGAGUUUGUUGAAAUGUACGACAAGAAGGAUGUAGUACCGCUCAAGAUGGCAUACACAUUCGCGGCGGGCGCCUGCGCUACCGUUCAUAUCGCAAGCGCGGUGUAUCCCAUCCUGGCGACAACUUCAUUCAGCAACUUGGCAGGUGGCCUUAACACGAGCAUCGGCUUAUUCGGAUUCGCUUCUGCUGCUUUGUCCCUUUACUCGGCGUGGAACUUGCGAUCAGAGGGUUUUGUUACAACUCAGCAGGCAUUGCUUGGCUCUCUGGGGUCCAUUGCUAGUGGCUUUGCCGUAGGCCCUGGAGCAGCGCUUGCAGGCUUCUACUACUGGCGUGAAAGCGUUUUAGAUGCCUUGGGCAACUAG
Molecule: messenger RNA, 2328 nt
Organism: Colletotrichum costaricense
Lineage: Eukaryota; Fungi; Ascomycota; Sordariomycetes; Glomerellales; Glomerellaceae
Product: FAD binding domain-containing protein
Exons: 5
Coding region: 1-2328 (775 amino acids)
Molecular function (GO): FAD binding
Source: RefSeq, a predicted model, not a curated record